AUGGCUGAUCGCCAGUGGAGUAUUGUUUCUCCUUUGGCAAAUUUCGCCAGCAGCGCCGUCGCCCUGCUUCUUGUUUUCGCCGUGCUGAGUUCGCGAAGAGCGAAUGCGCAGGGCGAGCCGGACUGGCGAGCGGAAACGGCGUCUGUUCUUCAGCAGGUGUCGCAGCAGGCGUUUCUAUCCUCGUUCGCCGCCAUUUUCAGCGAGUUCUGUAACCACCAUGCCCAUGUGCCUCUGUUUGUUCUGCGCGUUCGCAUCCUCCCCCUCUCCUCUCCAAUCGCCUCCCUUCCACCAUUUUUGCAAGGCGGGCAGCAGCCCAUCACAGCCUCCGCCAAGCUGCUCGUCCCCACCAACCUGGGUCACUGGCAAUACCUAGCGCACUGGACCGCCCUCUCCCCCACGCACCAGCACCGGCUACUGCGUUACCACAUCCUCCCCGGCCGCUACACCGCGCAGCAGCUCCUGGACGCCCCGCCGCUCACCCUCUUCCCCACCUUCAACCACCGCCUGCCGCUAAACAGAACGCUUAAGCCGGAAGAAGUGUAUUUCCAGUCAGUUCCGCCGAUGAAAUCCGCGUCACCGCUAAGUGUGCUGGAUGCGGGGCUGACGGCGCACCUGGCUGCGCACGGGGUGACGUUUGUGCUAGAACCACCCAACCUGGAGUGUACCACCGUCGCGUGCAGCAGCAAGGCUGAGAGCACGGCACACAUGGGUUAG
Messenger RNA from Closterium sp. NIES-65, 714 nucleotides. NCBI's taxonomy places the organism in Eukaryota, Viridiplantae, Streptophyta, Zygnematophyceae, Desmidiales, Closteriaceae. The record is from the annotation of a GenBank genome assembly.